Closterium sp. Naga37s-1 is the source of this 1542-nucleotide messenger RNA. The record is from the annotation of a GenBank genome assembly. NCBI's taxonomy places the organism in Eukaryota, Viridiplantae, Streptophyta, Zygnematophyceae, Desmidiales, Closteriaceae.
AUGGCGAUUAUACUACCGUCGCUGCCGCGGUCUCCCCUCCUCCUCCUCGUGCUCGCGCUGGUGCUGCUCUCGUCGGCGCACCUCCCCCGCCGCGCGCGCGCAGAGGAUACGUGCUCCGCCUCCGCGCCGUGCGCCAACAACCUCUGCUGCAGCAAGUGGGGCUGGUGUGGCUCCACCGUCGAUCACUGCGGCGCAGGCUGCCAGUCCGGGCCCUGCGCGGAAAGCACCUCCGCCUCUCCCCCUUCCCCGCAGAGCAGCUCCCCGGCUCCCGCGCCCAGCUCCCCCCCGUUUCCACCUCCGUCCGGUUCCCCUCCGCCCGUGUCUGAUUCUCCUCCUCCCCCAUCCCCCUCCCCUUCUCCGCCUUCCGCUUCUCCGCCGGCCCCGUCCGCCUCACCUCCGCCCCCUACCGGCUUCACUCCCCCCCCAACGGGCUCCGCGCCCCCCCCAACCGGUUCCGCUCCCCCCCCAACCAGCUCCGCUCCCCCCCCAACCGGCUCCCCUCCCCCAUCUACUGGGCUGCAGCGCAUGGCGUAUUUUCCCAUCGAGGCGGGCAUGGACCCAUCCCUCAUCCCUGCUGCCAACCUCACGCAUGUCUUCUACUCCCGUGCUUCCGUCGACCCCACCACAUACAAGGUCGUCCCCUACAUCCCAGCAAUUGACGUCAACGAGGGCCUCUAUCUGCGCUUCAACUCCGCUCUAAAGACCGCCAACCCCGCCAUUAAAACCCUCCUUUCGAUCGGCGGCUAUCUCACAUUCACCAUUGAUUUCGAAAACGUCACCUCCUCCCCGUCCUCCCGCUCUGCCUUCAUCCAAUCCGCGAUCGCCCUCGCUCGCACGUACAACUUUGACGGUCUGGAUCUUGACUGGAAGAUCCCAACAGGCAACACCACCCUCUUUUCCACCCUGCUCACGGAGUUCCGGGCGGCGAUCGAAUCCGAAGCCGCCGCUUCCGGGAAAUCGAAGCUUCUGCUUUCUGCGGUGGUUUCUGCAUACGAGCCAAAUAUCACUCGGCCCUACGAUGUCCCGACGCUUAACAAAACACUGGACUUUGUUAAUGUUCAGACUUUCGAUUUUAUGUGGUCUUGGAAGUCCCCCACGACCGGCAUGCACACUGCUCUUGAGGACGUGAGCAACCCUCGGCUGAGCAUCAAGGGCGCUAUGGCUUCCUGGGUGUCUCGAGGCUUGGCCCGGAGCAAGGCCAUGGUGGGCCUGGCGAUGUACGGCCACACCUGGACGCUUGCCUCAACAAACAGCACUGGGGUUGGAGCUCCAGCCACUGGGGCUGGUCAGGAGGGUAGUAUCCUCUUCUACAAGGAAAUCAAUCAGAUGGUAACCACAGGAGGUUACACAGCUACGCUCGACGCCCCAACAUCCUCUAUGUAUGCGGUGAAAGGUGACCAGUGGGUUUGUUACGACGACCCUUCCACCAUCACCACCAAGGUUCAGUUUGCCAAGACGCAAGGCUAUGGAGGGUGGUUCGUCCGGGCACUGGGCCAGGAUGCCAAUAAUGCUCUGCUCAAUGCUGCAGUAGCUGCCUCGUGA